Molecule: messenger RNA, 1194 nt
Organism: Molossus molossus (Pallas's mastiff bat)
Lineage: Eukaryota; Metazoa; Chordata; Mammalia; Chiroptera; Molossidae
Gene: OAS1
Product: 2'-5'-oligoadenylate synthetase 1
Biological process (GO): negative regulation of viral genome replication; defense response to virus; regulation of ribonuclease activity
Cellular component (GO): nucleoplasm; cytosol; membrane
Molecular function (GO): double-stranded RNA binding; 2'-5'-oligoadenylate synthetase activity
Source: RefSeq, a predicted model, not a curated record
AUGGCCAACAGCUUCCUGGCUGCCAUCUGCCCCCGUCCCUCCCCGUCCCUCCCGUCCCCCGUCCCCAGCGCCCACCGCCUGCCCGCGGAUGCUGGCUGCAUCGCCCGAGCCCGCCGCUGCCGGGGGGGUGGUCUGGACAAGUUCAUCAAAGUCCACCUCCUGUCAGAUGAAUGUUUCCGAACUCAGGUCAAAGAAGCCAUCGCCAUCAUCUGCAGUUUCCUGAAGGAGAGGUGUUUCCGCCAAAGUGCCCUCUCGCCCGUCCAUGUGUCGAAGGUGGUAAAGGGGAGCCCACCCGGCGGCUCCUCAGGCAAAGGCACCACCGUCAGAGGCCGGUCUGGUGCUGACCUCGUCGUCUUCCUCACCCUCCAAAGUUUCCGGAGCAGUUUGAUCAGAGAAGACUUCAUCCGGGAAAUCAAAAAACAACUGAGAGCCUGUCAGAAAGAGAAGAGGUUUACCGUGUACUCUGAGAUCCCGAAUAAGGACCCCCGUGCCCUCAGCUUCAAGCUCAAGAGCAGCUGUCUCCAGAAGGAGGUGGGGUUUGAUGUACUGCCCGCCUAUGAUGUCCGGGGGCCUGUGUCGGUGAUGGGAGACUACAGACCUGACCCCCAAGUCUGCGUCAAGCUCAUCCAAGAGCGCAAGAGCCUGGGGCAAGAGGGCGAGUUCCCCUCCUGCUUCUGGGAGCUGCGACGGGCCUUCCUGGAGCAGCGCCCGCUCCAGAGCCCCCUCCGCCUUGUCAAGCGCCAGAAGUGCAAGGGGAAGCUUGGGCAGCCCCUGCCGCCUCAGUACGAGAGAACAGACUUCAUCACAGCGCAGGGAUUUCAGAGCGUCUGGGAGUUAGUCCUGAACUACCAGAAGCUUUGCAUCUACUGAACAAAGUAUCACAACACGGGACAUCCUGUUACUCCGUGCCUGCAGAGGCAGCUCGGGAAACACAGGCCUGUGAUCCUGGACCCAGCAGACCCCGCAGGAAACCUUGCUGAUGGGGAACUAGGUGGCUGGCAGCGGCUGGCACAAGAGGCUAGAGUCUGGCUGUCUUACCCAUGCUCUAGGAAUCAGGAUGGGUCUCCAGUGGGCUCCUGGAAGAUACAGGUUUAUGGUAGUUCUCACUCCAGGCCGAGGGGGCAUUUUGACGUCGCCUAUAAACAGCACUGUUGCAGCCUCACCAUGUGGAUAAUCCACCUGUGUGUCUUCUGA